AUGGAAGUUGUCCAGGAACUUCAUGCCGCAGUGGCAAAUGCCUGUGAAGCUUCUUUUGACAAGGCGUACAAACGCUUGAAAUCCCAGCUCGAUACUUACACCAAAGGGGCAGAAAUAAAAGAAUUACGGGCCAGUCAAGCCCAGCGACAAGCAGAGGCCAAAAUCCAAGAGCUUCGACAGAAUAUUGAUGCUCUCCAAAUUGAGCUGCGGCAGUACGAAGUUGAUCCGCACGAUCUGGAGCUUCCCGGAGAAUACGCAAAUCUAGAAGCCGAAUUCAACCCCAAGAACCUCUGGGGGAAUAGCAUGGAAGAUGAUCCUUCCGAUGUUCUGACUUCACCAAGAAUGGUCGAGGCCAAAUACACGGCACUUUACACCAAUUUACAGACAUUCAUUCGGACUUGGAGCCGCCUCAAAUCCAGAGUUUUGCAGCAUAAGAAGAAACUACGGCGGUGGGAUGAACAAUUAAAACAUGAAGAAUUCACGAUUGUUCUCAAUGGCGAACCAGUCACGUUUCGCAGAGUGAAAAGUACCACCAUGGAUAUAGUUGACAAGGAACACUCUCCAGCGACUCAAAGCCUUGCAAAAAAACGUCCAAGAGAAGAGAGCUCAGAUUCUCCAGCCAAAGCUCUCAAGUCGUCGUCGAUCCGCAAACAUGCAAACGGCCCUGAGGAAGCAGCUAAACUGGAUCAUAACAAAACGGCAACCUUCAACCAUCCAUCAGAACCAGCUUCCACUCAAUCAAGCUCUCCUCCACUAGAUGUGGAUCGCGCAGAACAAUCUUCUGAUGGAGCAUGUACUUUACUCGGUGUGCACAGCCAGCCAAAAGGGCAGAGACUUCCGCCAGCGUCUCCCAGCGAGCAUCCAUUGCCCAAUAACCAGUGGGAGGAGGCGAGCUCAGCGCACCCUGUACUUGUUAAAAACGAGAUUAUGUCUUCCAGUCCAAUCCGACCCUCCACAUAUAACCACGAACUACCAUCCGCAGGCACACAAGAUCUUGACGAAAUAGGUGACACAAUUCGAACACCUAUGAAGCGAAAAGCCUACAAGGAUGCCAAUUCUGGGAACAAUUGGGACUCAAACAACAGCAUAAAGCGUGUACCUCAUUCGAAGCACAUUCCACCAGACCGGCAGACAUCGCAACACUCAGUGCUUCGGCCUGUCGAUGGAAACGCACGUACUGCGAUAGACCCCGAUGAAACGCACUAUGCGAAACACGAAAAAGACCUGGAGAGACGUGCAAUACCAUCAUUGGCAGAAGACGGGGAAGAUGUUGCCUCUCACGCAACCCUAAGGCCAUCGAAGAAGGGUGCCAGUAACAGACCUGCCCACAGACGCCUGGAAAAUCUGUUGGAUCGAUCGGCACCCUCCAGGUCGCCACUCAGCGCUUCGAAAAAAGCUGCGGGCUCGAUUACAAUAACGGAAGAUACCGCACCACAAGGUGAUUUGAUGCCAAUAAUUCCAAGUCAAACUGCGCCCGACGUAGAUCCAGACGAUGAGCCUUACAGGGCCAGGCCUCUUCGAUGUCUAAGGCUGGAGCAUUUCAAAAUCAACCCCGCGAGAAAUCAAGGACUUGACUUUGCCUACGAUACGGUGGUUCGCAAGAAAGAUGACCGUAAAUGUAUAUCAGGCUGCACUCGCCCAGGUUGCUGUGGGGAUCGGUUCCGGGCCAUGGCUCGCCUUGGGGGUCUUCCUGGCAGAUCUGGAGCAGCAAAAGAAGAAGAAGAUCAGAGAAUACUACAGGAAUAUCUGGGAGACGAUACGCAAUUACUUCAAACUCUGAAGGGUCAAGACCGUGAGAAUCUACUGGUGGAAGCGCGAGCCAGGGCCUUGGCCAACCAGUAUGGGCGACAUCGACAUACUCACCAGCGAGCCCAAUCCCCUCCUGGAUUCUGGCGAACAGGCAUGCCAGAUACACAAGACGAGGAAUCUGAUCGUGAAGCUGCUGAAAGACUGGAGCGAGAAAAAGUGGAGGAGCGAUACCGAGAGGCCAUGCGCCCUGGAGGGUUAUGGACAUGGGCAGACGAAUAA
Molecule: messenger RNA, 2028 nt
Organism: Penicillium canescens
Lineage: Eukaryota; Fungi; Ascomycota; Eurotiomycetes; Eurotiales; Aspergillaceae
Product: SAE2 C-terminal domain-containing protein
Exons: 1
Coding region: 1-2028 (675 amino acids)
Biological process (GO): DNA double-strand break processing involved in repair via single-strand annealing; double-strand break repair via homologous recombination
Cellular component (GO): site of double-strand break
Molecular function (GO): damaged DNA binding; Y-form DNA binding; double-strand/single-strand DNA junction binding
Source: RefSeq, a predicted model, not a curated record